GAAAGGACGAUGAUGCAAACAGCGGCGAAGGCGGUCCGGCAACGCUGGCCUGUGGCAGCGACCGUCACUGCGACUGCAACUGCGUUAGCGCUCGCAGGACUCCAAGCGUACGGCGGCAAGUCGCCGGUCAAGGCCAAUGACACAGCGACACCUAGAGCGUUCGAAGGCAGCGCCGCACUGACGUCGUCUGCGAAUCCCAAUGCGCCGCCAUCGCCGGUGCAAGCCGCCCGGCCACGCCGCGCGUCGCUCGUGCAACUUGACUACUUUCGCUUCCUGCUCAUCCCCGUGUUUUUCGGGCUCAUGGGCGCCGUGCUCGCCGUCGCCAACUAUUUUGACGCGCUCAACCGAUCGCAUUACCCUUCACUGGCAGACAUGGUGUCGCGCUGCAUUCUCUGGGCCGUCUUUGCUCUUCAGACCUUGACGCUCUGGCCGCUCCUGACGCGCACGUCACGCUUGCGGUCGUUCCGCGCCAACCUUCUGCUCAAAGCAGCGCAUUCUCGCAAGCUCUCCGUGUACUUUGGCCUGCAAAACGCCAUCGUUGCACUGACGGUGUGGCUUCCGUUUGCUGUGCUGGCAUUUGAAGCGUAUACCGAGAUGAUUCAAGUCUCUACACUUCAGCUCUACGCGUUGCUGGCGGUCGUCAACGCGCUUCUAGCCAGUGUGCAAAAGCACAUUUACACCCUCAUUCAGCUCAACCCAGAACUGUGCAUUCUGUGACCUCACGAGCCUACAUUUGACCAUCUCUGUGAUGCACAUACGGCUGUGCUGGGUCUAUUUAACGUCAAGAUGAACGCGAUGACAAGCCCUUUCUCACAAGUGGUGUCUCUUUGCAUGACAACAGCAGGGAAAAUAGGGCGAAGCGACUUAUUCGCGGC
Molecule: messenger RNA, 875 nt
Organism: Saprolegnia diclina VS20
Lineage: Eukaryota; Oomycota; Saprolegniomycetes; Saprolegniales; Saprolegniaceae
Exons: 5
Coding region: 10-717 (235 amino acids)
Source: RefSeq, a predicted model, not a curated record